GUGGACCUAACCCUUCACGCUGUCCCGAGAAAGACACUUUCUCUUCCUCUUCUCUUUCACAAGCUCUCUCAUUCUCUUGUCUGUCUUCUUUUUGUUCUCUCUGUCAUAACAAUCUUUUUUUUUUCUGGAGGAAGAGAUGGGAAACUGUCAGGCGGUUGAUGCGGCGGCGUUAGUUCUACAACAUCCCGGCGGCAAAAUCGAUAGAUAUUACGGUCCUGUCUCCGUCGCCGAAAUCAUGCGUAUGCAUCCUGGUCACUACGUUUCUCUUAUCAUUCCUUUGCCGGAGGCAGACAUUCCAGCAAAGACGAGGGCGGAGGAAGAAGAUGGUAAGACUCAGAAAAGGGUCGUGAAGUUCACGCGCGUGAAACUUCUCCGACCAACAGAGAAUCUCGUACUUGGUCAUGCUUACCGUCUCAUCACUUCACAAGAGGUUAUGAAAGUUAUAAGAGCGAAGAAGUAUGCGAAGACAAAGAAGCAUCAGAAUGAAACGACUAGAGAGAAGAAAAAGCCAUCGCUGGAGAAGAAGGUUGAUGAAGUAUCCGACAAGCAUCAGGAUCUGGAAACAAAUGAUGAGAAGCAACGUGCAGUGUUAACGAGCUCAGGUUCGUCAAAAUCAAAAACAUGGAGGCCAUCAUUGCAUAGCAUCUCUGAAGCUACGAGUUGAUGUUUAUUUUAGUUUUUGCUUAAGGAACAAGAAGCAAAGUCUCUGUGUGAGAUCAUCAGGAGAUGGAAUCUUCAAGUUAAAGAGAUGUAAAUUCUUCUCUUUUAUGCUAUUUUCUGGUUUUCACAUAUAUCAAGAGAAAAAACUCUAUAGAGUUUAAAUCGAGUCCCUUUUUUCUGUUAGCCAAUGUAUAUAAGUUCUCAAGAUGAAUGAAUCGAUUGAAAAAAGGAACUGUAAAACAGAUGAAUUUGUUGGUAUUUAGAAAAAAAAAAUACAGAUUUAUUAUACAA
This is a messenger RNA of Raphanus sativus (radish), 951 nucleotides long. RefSeq lists its product as uncharacterized. NCBI's taxonomy places the organism in Eukaryota, Viridiplantae, Streptophyta, Magnoliopsida, Brassicales, Brassicaceae. The record is from RefSeq and is a predicted model, not a curated record. The coding region runs from base 137 to 664 and encodes 175 amino acids. The transcript is spliced from 3 exons.